GGUAGCGCACACAGUGGAGGUCAGAGAAGUACCAAAAUGUCGGUUGCUGCUUUCUCGUCCUUGAGCCGUUGUAGUGUUUUGGCUUUCCGGUCGCCCGCUGGACUGGUGGCGGUCCGGUAUGCCCAGACAGCGGCAGCUCCAGCAUCACAGCCCAGGGUAAAGAAGUUUCAGGUGUACAGAUGGGAUCCAGACACUCCAGGAGACAAACCCCGCAUGCAGACCUAUGACAUCGACCUCAACACUUGCGGGCCAAUGGUUCUUGAUGCCCUGAUCAAGAUCAAAAAUGAGAUGGACUCCACUCUGACUUUCCGCCGCUCCUGCAGAGAAGGUAUUUGUGGAUCCUGUGCAAUGAACAUCAAUGGGGGAAACACACUGGCCUGUCUCAACAAGAUUGACACCAACAUUAGCAAACCAACCAAGAUUUACCCCCUCCCACACAUGUAUGUGGUCAAAGAUCUGGUGCCUGACAUGAGUAACUUCUACGCUCAGUACAAGUCGAUUGAACCAUACCUGAAGAAGAAGGAUGACUCAAAGGAAGGGAAGGAGCAGUACCUGCAGUCUGUGGAGGACAGACAGAAACUGGACGGGCUGUACGAGUGUAUCCUGUGCGCCUGCUGCAGUACGAGUUGCCCCAGCUACUGGUGGAACGGAGACAAAUACCUGGGGCCUGCUGUACUCAUGCAGGCAUAUCGUUGGAUGAUUGACUCUCGAGAUGAGUUCACAGAGGAGCGUCUGUCCAAGCUGCAGGAUCCUUUCUCUCUGUACCGGUGCCACACUAUCAUGAACUGCACCAAAACCUGCCCCAAGGGCCUGAACCCGGGAAAAGCGAUAGCCGAGAUCAAGAAGAUGAUGGCCACAUACAAGGAGAAGAAGGCAGCUGCUGUUUAAACCCUCAGUAGCCAUGUACAACCUUUCCCUUUAUGAUUUUAAAUUAUAUAUUGAUUUUUAAAAUUCUUAUCGAGGUCUGAUGGCCCAGUACACCUGUCCGCUCCACCACCACCGCACCCUGCAGGACUGAAGUCAACUGUAAUGAAAAUGUGUGCAGGUGUGUGUGUGUGUGUGUGUGUGGUUUGAAAAUUUGGUGUUACACAAACGCACAUGUACAGUAUGAAUGCAGGAGAGAAAGUGUGUGUCUGAGUCUUACGUGUACCAUAACAGAGGCAUUGAACUCCAGCUCAACUUGUUGUAUGGUUGUGCACUUGAGAGACAUGACACUACAUAUUAUAGUAAAAUUAAGGUGUUUUUCUUUCAUGUUGAAACAUUUUUUUUUUAGCUUGUUGCUUUUCAGGUUAGCAGCAAGUUCACAGACACACAGUGUAUAAGUUCCCUCAGAUCUUCCAACAUACCAACUGCAGUUUUGAUGGAAAAUAAAUAGUUAAAAUGCC
Scomber scombrus (Atlantic mackerel) is the source of this 1385-nucleotide messenger RNA. It is a transcript of the gene sdhb, whose product is annotated as succinate dehydrogenase complex, subunit B, iron sulfur (Ip). Bases 37 to 888 code for a protein of 283 amino acids. Gene Ontology annotation, cellular component: mitochondrial membrane. Gene Ontology annotation, molecular function: 2 iron, 2 sulfur cluster binding; electron transfer activity. Gene Ontology annotation, biological process: aerobic respiration; respiratory electron transport chain; tricarboxylic acid cycle. NCBI's taxonomy places the organism in Eukaryota, Metazoa, Chordata, Actinopteri, Scombriformes, Scombridae. The transcript is spliced from 8 exons. The record is from RefSeq and is a predicted model, not a curated record.